This is a messenger RNA of Mesorhabditis belari, 2184 nucleotides long. NCBI's taxonomy places the organism in Eukaryota, Metazoa, Nematoda, Chromadorea, Rhabditida, Rhabditidae. The record is from the annotation of a GenBank genome assembly.
AUGGGCAACGAGACUCCACAUCGGGUUACUGGAUAUUACGUAGCAUUUCCGGUGAUUCCAGAAGACUCUGUGGAAAACAAUUCCUUCAUGAGGAAUAUAGCAAAAAACGAAGAUUGGCCUCCUUUGGCUACAGCUACCCCUAGAGAUAUGUACGAAGGUACUGUAAAAAUGCUUAUGGAAUAUGGAGCCACGUGUGUGGAACAUCUGGAACAUUUAGAAGACACGAAAGAAGAAGCAAAAACUUUCGAGAAUGUUGUGGAUCCACUUUUGACGGAAGAAUAUGAGGUUAACUAUGCCUUUCAAACGUUGCUUCUAAAAAUGCUCACCGACUGGCCGGAUUCGAGUAAAUUGUUGUUGAAUGCGGAUCUACAUCAUAUUACCGUCAUGUGCGCUCGAGAUAACUCAGAAAAGCUGACGAAUGCUGCUUUUCAAGAUGCUAUCAAGGAACUUUAUGAAAAGAAAGACGGUCUAAACGAAUGGCAAUUGCGUCUUCUAGAAUGGUACAUUCUUGAGUUGAAAGCAAGUGGAUAUGACAAAAAGGACGAAAAGACAAGGAAACUGAUGGGCAGUUGGAGUCGAUUUAUUGAUGAAUAUCGGACUAAAUAUAUCACCAACGUUAUGGCAACAAAUGAUCAAAACACUUUUGUGGUAACGGAUAAAGCUGUUUUAAAAGAUGCUCCCUCACACGUUUUGCAAAAUUUGGCGAUUAAUUCGCAAAAAUGGGAAGCAGGUCCUUGGAGAGGUCACAUGGCACCAAAGUCACUUUUGCCAUUUUUAAAAUACUGCAGCGAUCGUCAAUUACGAGCAGGAGCUUGGGAGAAAUGGAUAAGCAAAGCCUCAUUCGAACACGAUUUCUACAACAAUUCGAUUAACAUUGAGGAAUUGCGACAUAACAAUGAUGGUCUGGCAAAAACUCUCGGGUAUGCCUCAGUAUCCGAACACCGAUUGGCGAAUAAGAUGGCUUCUAGUCCUGAUACAGUCCGAUCCUUCAUUCAAGCCCUUGAAAGAAGAAUACGCCCUGUUUUCAUGGAUCGCAUGGAGGCUUGGAGAGAUUUCGCGCAACAAAAACUUUUUAUGUCUGGUGAUCUUUUGCCUCACGACUUAUUUUAUGUUUGUCCUAAAGAAGCCGAGGCACAUUAUGACGUUAACACUCUUAAUUUGAUGAAUCACUUCCCAUUCUGGCCAACUUUCAACAAUGCCACUACAUUGCUUAAUCAGCUAUUCAACAUUGAGUUUACGGAUAUUACGAAUAGUGGGUUAGAGCGAGCACAUCCCGACGCCAAAAUAUUUUCGGUCAAAGACAAUAAAGAUGGUACUCAUUUGGGCCGCCUUUACCUCGAUCCAUAUGCUAGAGAAAAUAAGCACAGCGGUUGGAACACUCUUCUGGCACGCACGGCUGCACCUGAACGAGGCCUUGACAAGAUUGUCUAUUUGAUUGGUUCUGUUGUACCACCCGUUCAUGAUGCUCCAUCAUUGUUACAUUAUGAACAAUUGCAGGACUUUCUCUUUCAGUUGGGAAAAGUUGUGCAAUUGUUAGUUUCACGAUCACCAUAUCGUGAUAUUUCAAUUCCAUGGGCCCCAUUCUACGCAUCUGACUGGGAUGCUGCUGAUAUGUUCCCUGUUUUCUGUCAAUUCUUCGUGACAAAACCUGGACUACUUCAAGCACUCUCAUCACCAGAUUACAAAAGUAGCGCUCCUUUGUCCUAUGAACAAGCCGAGUGUGCAUCUUUGGCAUUGAGUCGUGGAACGCUUUUCGACACCUACCGAACGCUUUUCUGGGCGGAUUUCGACUUGACCUUGUUUGAAAUGGAAGAGCGAAAGCAAAAGUUUUGGUUAGAUUUGUAUCGGGAGAUGCACAAAGAAUAUUUCCCAUGGCGAAUGCACCGUAACGAUUAUCAGCCAUGCUCUUUUAUGCCGAUUUUUGCUCGACAACCUUACAUGUCGAUGUAUUAUCGUAAAUUAUGGUCAGAGAUGCUAGCUCUUGACAUUCAUGAGACUUUCCGACUUGAAGGUGACGAGCCAACAACAGGACAACGACUAAAAACGGCCGUGCUUGAAAGAGGAGCGGGUGAUGUUGCCAAAGAACUGUAUCGACGCUUCCAGGGAAGAGAUCCAUCAGUUGGACCAAUUUGUGAUUUCUACGACCCACCACCAUUUACGGAAGAUCAACAGCAAACAGCAACU